UCUGUGAGCAUAAACUUUGUUGGUGGUCUCCUAUUAGUUUAUUUCCGAUGUGUUAACUCCUUGUCACUGACAGACAUCAACUGAAAUCUUUGUUUUUUUUACCAACAAGCUUUUCAUUCCAGAAAGUCUUUUCCUUGAGGUUGUCUUUGUUUAUCUAUCAUUAGUAAAAUGAUGAGUCGGACGUGAAGUAUUGGAUAUAAGUUAGACAGUCUCGACUGAAGUCUUCUGAAGCAGUUGUUUAACUAUCAAUAUAGAAUGUCGACGAACACAACCAGUUCAGCCCACUGUAAGAUAGAAGAUGAAGACAAACCGUAUUCUUCACCCAAUUUUCCUUCCAAUAUGCAUCUCACACCACCUGGCUUUGAAUCGAUCUAUGCAGCCUGUCGAAGGACUUACCCGAACCAGUCUAAUCCGCUACAAGUUACAGCCUUAACGAAAUAUUGGUUAGGUGGACCUGAUCCUUUGGACUAUAUCAGUAUGUAUGCCAACUCUGGUGAUCCAAACAGAAACAUCCCUCCCCAUUGGCAUUACAUUAGUUUUGGAUUAUCUGAUCUCCAUGGUGAUGGCCGUGUGCAUGAGCGAAGCACCAAUAAUGACGGCCCCAGUGGAUUUGGUUUUGAGCUCACAUUUAGGCUCCGACGAGAACCAGGUGAAACGAACCCCCCUACAUGGCCUGCUGCCUUAAUGCAAUCAUUAGGACGUUAUGUCUUUCAAUCAGAAAACAUCCUUUGUAGUGGUGACCAUGUGUCUUGGCAUGCCCCAUUGGAUGGCAGUGAAUCUCGUGUUCAGCAUAUGCUUAUGACAGAAGAUGUACAAUUGCAACCAAUUUUAACACCAUUUGGUGUUGUUAGUUUCAUACAGAUUGUAGGAGUUUGUAGUGAAGAAUUAAAAGCUGCCCAACAUUGGAAUGGCCCUGGAGUUAUUGAGUUGCUGCGUUCUGUUGCAGUGGCUGGAGGAGCUUGGUUAAUAACAGAUAUGAGAAGAGGAGAGAGCAUCUUUGAGUUGGAUCCUUCAUUACAAGAGAGAGUGGACAGUGGUAUUGAACAAGAAGGUUCUAACCUUAGCGGUGUCAGCAGUAGGUGCUUCUGGGAUGAAAUACUUUCCAACAAUCAUGGUAAUGAAGACAAUAAAGAGAACCGUCUUAUUGAGGAAGAAAGGCGCUGUAGUCUUGAAAGACCUCAUAUAUCAGAUAUAGAAUCAGAACAAAUUCGAGCUGUUUUGCAGAAAGGUUUACAUAAUUCCCUUGUCAACUCCUCAUUACUAUCAGAACAAAAUGAAAAUAUCGAGGGUGUUUUACACAAUCAAAAUGGGUCAAGGAAAGAAUCUUUUGACAGCACAUUGGCAUCUGAAGUUCCGUCUGAACUAUUCCGCACUCGCACAUUGGAUAAUGUUCACCUAAAACUCAAUUUAGAAGCUGGAUUAUUACUCCCACUGGCUCUUAAAGGCAGAUUAAGACAUGGCCGUCAUUUUACAUUCAAGAGUGUACUGAAUGAUGUGGCAGUGACAUUGGUCUCAAGCAGUGUCACAGGUUCCAUAGCAGAUGAGCAGCAUCCAUAUGCUACACAUGGUCCUUGGCUUCAGAUUUUGCUCACUGAUGAUUUUAUAGAAGACAUGCUACAGGAUAUUGAAGAACUCUCAGAUCCAGAAUAUAUGGAAUGGCCAAAGACCUACGAAUGGCCAAGACGGAAAUUACUCAUCACAAUAUUCCCAGAUGAUAUGUAACCGCAGACAACUGAGGCAAAAAAUAAGACUACCAAAAUUUCAGCUCUGUUGACCAACAAACAUUGGAAGUUUUUCAUUUAAAUAACCAGCAAAAUAGACCCCACUCCUUUAUUUUUUCUACUCCACUCUUUUUUCCAACUGUACUGAUGAGAUGGACUCAACAUUGAGAUGGUGCCUUGCUAGCAUCUGACAUUAUAUACAAUAAUAUAUAUAUAUAUAUAUAUAUAUAUAAAUAUAUAUAUCUUACAAUAUAUUGAUUUUUUUCCAAUUUUAAAAAAUUUCUUAAAAAUCAUAUUACUCCAAAACAACAUGUAUAUGUUUCACUAUGUUUGUAUUCUCUGAUAAUGCUUUCAGAUUAAUAUAUGUCUGUAUAUAUAUAUAUAUAUAUAUAUAUAUAUAUAUAUAUGCAUACAUACAUACACACACACAGAUACACAAACAUAUUCAUGACAUACAAAUACAGAUGCAUACACAUUAUAUGUUAUUAUUGCAUAAUUUCCGUCCAUUGUUACCCAUGCUCAAAGAUUGACUGCCAUUGUAAUCAAAUUGACAUGGUUACACUUUAUUUCUCUACUCUCUUCUGCGCCUGUGUCAGUUGAGUGCCAAUGUUGAGAUUGCUUCAGAGCACAAGUGAUACAUAAUUAUACAUAAUAUAUUAAAAAUUAUAAACACAAACAGACACAUAUAUAUACAUAUCUAUAUAAAUAUGUCAUCGGAAACAUUAAAUUGAAAGUGAAAUAAUAUCUUGUAUAGCUAUGUGUUGUAGAUAAAUAAAAACUUUAAGAAUCAUCUAUAUA
This is a messenger RNA of Octopus bimaculoides (California two-spot octopus), 2519 nucleotides long. RefSeq names its product suppressor of fused homolog. The record is from RefSeq and is a predicted model, not a curated record. Gene Ontology annotation, cellular component: nucleus; cytoplasm. NCBI's taxonomy places the organism in Eukaryota, Metazoa, Mollusca, Cephalopoda, Octopoda, Octopodidae. Gene Ontology annotation, molecular function: transcription factor binding.